Messenger RNA from Linum trigynum, 870 nucleotides. NCBI's taxonomy places the organism in Eukaryota, Viridiplantae, Streptophyta, Magnoliopsida, Malpighiales, Linaceae. The record is from the annotation of a GenBank genome assembly.
CAACAAAAAAAAAAAAAAAACCGUCGCUUCUCCUUCAAAGCCCCCCAUCUUCCUUUCUGAAUCCCCGGUCAGCUCCCCCGUCGUCCGCGGCGGCCUGCUUCUCCGACCUUCUACCGCUCUGUCUGUCUCUGACUCCAUCUAAUCGCUGGAGGUAUUGCGCCUUACUUUCGCGUUAUCCCUCUUUUGGUUUGUUCAACACAUGAUUUUGUCUGUAAUUUAAGUUUGCUUGGGAUAUUUAUUUCCAGGGGUUUUUCUAAUUCGUCCGCUCGGGGAAUCAAUCAGAUCGACGAUGAGUCGCGGUAACCAGAGGGACCGAGAUCGCGAAAGAGCACAAGCUAGGGCUGGUGGGAAGUCGAAGAAUCAGCCUAAAUCCGAUGGAUUGACUCCCGAGCAACGCCGUGAAAGGGACGCAAAGGCUCUGCAGGAGAAGACUGCUAGGAAGGCCGCACAGCAGGCGGCGGCCGGAGGAAACAACGCCGGCGGUGGAGGCGGCAAAACCAAGAAGUGACGCGUCACAAAUAGUGGGGGGGUGUAUAUUAGAUAGAUGGUCGUGGUGGGUAUUAUCUAUGGUGGAUCAAUCAGAUCUGGGGUGGGUGUUCUGUCCAUCAAUCAUGUUGUUUGAGUAACCAAGUAACCAUGUUUCUACUUGAGUGGCUUUGAAAUUGGAUUUGGAAUUCUCAACCCUCUGAUUUUGGCAUGAACAUUAUAAACCUGUUGUGCAAUCAUUUUGGGAGUUUAAGAAUACUAUGGGACCUCAAUCUGAUAAGUCAUACACUACAAUAUGCCAAGAAAGAAGAAGUGGAAGAACCCAACUGAGGGAUAUAUAAUUGAACGUAUCUCUAGCUUGCACAAUACAGGUGCGAUCUGAUG